AUGAUGGGAUCCUUCAACUUCACGAGCCCUACACAACGCCAUCAGGAUGAGAGGAUAGUUGUCCUUCUCCAGGUUGCCUUUGACUCCUUAUCCAGAUAUCCCUGGAUCCUAGCAAGUAGCCUCGGCAUCCCUGGCAACAUCCUGUCCGUGUUGGUGGCGAACAGGGCCCACAACCGCCGCCUCUCCCCCUGUAUCUACAUGAGCGCCAUGGCUGUGGCGGACACGAUCUUGCUCCUUGAGAUCACCUGGUUUUACUCCCUCUUUUACUCGGGAUAUUUGGAUGGUCUCAUUACAAAUCCUGAACUGGCUAAUAAGUUUCAUUUAUAUUUCAUGUACACGAGCAGUAUGCUAUCCGGCCUCUUUCUCGCGGAGAUGUCCAUUGAUAGACUCAUAGCUGUGAGGGUACCAAUGGCUGCCUCGAGACUGUGUACCACAAAAAGGGCAAAGGUCACGGUCAUCAUAUCAUCCCUCAUCAUAGGGACAGCCAACUUGCACGUGUUAUAUAUCUAUAGAUACAUCCGGGACCCUGAAACAGGUAUACGCGUGAUGGUGUUUUCAACACUCAGGGGAGUGGAACUCGUGGCUUCCCUUUUCUACGUAUUGGUGGGGACGGUGUUCCCUUUCCUAAUCAUUCUCGGCAGUAACCUCGUCAUCAUCGUGACACUACGGCGGGCCUCCAAGGAAAGGGCCCGGCUCAAGUCCAGUCAACAGAAAGAAGGACCGGGGAAGCAUCAACAAGAAACACAGCAUCUCACCGUCAUGUUGAUCUUUGUGAGCGUGGCCUAUAUUGUGACAUCACUUCCGUACCGGAUGUAUGACUUCAGCGCCCAGAUUCCGGCCGUGGACGCCAUGUAUGAUAUGUCGCAGGUUUAUUGGAGAUUACGUUAUGGUAUUGGUCAGUUUGCUGUCAUGAAUAUUUGGUUUUAUAAUUUCGCUGUUAACUUUUAUUUAUACAUCAUCGGAGGAGGCAAGCGUUAUAGAAAUGAUGCGAAAGAGGUGUUGUUUUGUUGA
Messenger RNA from Lineus longissimus, 1011 nucleotides. Its product is annotated as growth hormone secretagogue receptor type 1-like. The transcript is spliced from 3 exons. The record is from RefSeq and is a predicted model, not a curated record. Gene Ontology annotation, cellular component: membrane. Gene Ontology annotation, biological process: G protein-coupled receptor signaling pathway. NCBI's taxonomy places the organism in Eukaryota, Metazoa, Nemertea, Pilidiophora, Heteronemertea, Lineidae. Gene Ontology annotation, molecular function: G protein-coupled receptor activity. The coding region runs from base 1 to 1011 and encodes 336 amino acids.